UGCCGACACGGAUGCGUUUAAUGGGGUACCGCGUGUCGCGAUCACGUGACCUUGUCAGCGCGAGUGUAUAUAUGAAUUAUAUACAUAUUAUUACUAUUUAUUAUAUGCAGAACAAAAUGUGAAUAUUAUUGACAUUGAAAAUGGUGCUACGUAUUGUGGUGCUUAUCCUUUCGGCGGCGUUGGUCCGAGGUUGGGGCAUCAACCACGCGCAUCCCGGAACCGGCGCCAAAUGCGAGCGAUUGAACGUAUCCUUUUGCCGAGGAUUGCGUUAUAAUAUGACAGCGAUGCCGAAUUUUAUGGGUAACGAAGAUCAACGGCAGGCAGAACGAGGGCUGGCGACCUUCAUGCCACUGGUCCACUACAACUGUUCAAAACAUCUUAGGCUCUUCUUAUGUGCCGUCUUUGCCCCAGUCUGCUCGGAACAUGUAGCCAUACCAGCUUGCAAGUCUCUCUGCCUUUCCGUAAGAAGAGACUGCGAACCGGCCUUAACCAGUCUCGCGUUGCCGUGGCCGCACUUGUUGGAUUGUAAUCGUUUCCUUGAUCGUGGAAAUACAUUGUGCGUGCAGCCGCCGGACGAAACAUUGGACAACACCAGUUCACCAACACUACCAACCGUUCAGCAACAAUGGCCGGUGAUGUAUGAACGACCACCGCAAAUAUCUAUAAGAUUACAACAGCAGCAACAGCAUUAUCAGUGUCCACCUCAUUUUGUGCAGAUAUCCGAAAUGGAAAUGAUUUCUUGCGCACCACGUUGUGGUACCGACGCAUAUUAUCGCGCAGAAGACAAAAAAUUCGCCGAACGUUGGAUGACUGGCUGGGCAUGGCUAUGCUUCCUGUCGACGCUUUUCACUCUGUUAACCUUUUGGGUUGAGCCGUCCAGAUUUCGUUAUCCUGAGAGACCGAUAGUCUUUCUGGCGCUCUGCUAUAAUCUCCUCUCUAUGGCUUACAUUGUCCGUGCUGUGGUUGGAGCUGACAAUCUUAGCUGUGUCAGUCAGAUUGAUGGGCCGAGUUACAUUCCAGUUCGCGAUGCUCUGAAGAGCAUUCCUUGUACAAUUUGGUGGCUGGUCAGAUAUUAUCUGGGAUUAGCCAGCAAUAUGUGGUGGGCAGUGCUGUGUGGUUGCUGGCUGCUAAGCGCCAGGAAUGAGUGGAGCAGCGAAGCUCUUUAUGACAUCGCACCCUAUCUUCAUACGGCCGCGUGGAUUCUUCCAAUAUUUUUCACAGGAGGUAGUCUAUUGUCGCAUAAUGUGGUGGCAGAUGAAUUAACCGGAUUGUGCCAGAUCUCGGACGAGUCGGCACUGUGGUUAGAAGUGUUGCCGCACGCAAUGCUGCUAUUGUUGGGCUGCGUGUUUGGUAGCGUUGCUGGAAGCGCGUUGGUACGCGUACGGAGGGCCGUGCGCUGCGCUGGACGCAGCGCAAUGAAACUGGAACGCCUGAUGACGCGGCUAGGUAUCUUCGCGCUGUUGUACGCGCUGCCAGCACUGGGUGGUCUUGUCUGUGUACUGCAGGAGGCCUCGGUAAGGCCGCGAUGGAGAAAAUUGGCAUUGUUGGCCGCAUUGGACUGCCGCGCGGCGCAGAAUUGCACCCCAGGUCCGGUAUACCGAGCUGCCGGUCUCGAAGUUGCCCUUCUGAGACUCUUUCUGUCCCUCGUGGUCGGCGUUACCUCCGGCAUGUGGGUAUGGUCUGGCAAGACUUGCCGUGCUUGGAGCAGACUACUCGUUGCACCUAACAAAUCCGCCAGGAUACAAAGCCCUUUUCAAGGUUUCAAGCAGGACGACAAUAUCGCUUGACUUUGAAUCUUGACUUUGUCAAUGUGACAUUCAAAAUGUUGACGUUUCAAAUCUUGCGGAUGUGCUUUAAAUAUUUUAGACAUUUUCUCAUCAUUGUGCGUGCGCAUGUGCAUGUAUGUGUAAGAAUGUACGAUUUUUGUAAAUUAUGUAUCCCUGUUACAAUUGUGAUCUUCUUUAAGGAGAUCCUAAUGACGUCUGUAUUAUCGAUUAAAUCAUAUAAUUUUCGUAUAACAAAUACUUUUCUUCUUUUUCACAGAUUCGAAAAUCCUUUUCCAGGAUUAAAGUAUACGCAUUAAUACGUGUUUGUGAGGUGGAGUUUAUGCCGAGAAUGAUCAAAAAUUUCAAAAUUGAUACAUUUUUUACCAUUUCUUAGUGUAACAUGGCGUCUCAAUUGUCAAGUGACUGCUUGAAAGUUUUGCAAAUCGUGCUUAUGAAAUAAUCCACGUAAUUGCACGAACAAAUAACGUCAAGUUCUUAGAAUUAGACUUAGAUGCUUUAUUGCGAUGAAUUUGUUACGCGAAAAUUUAUGUGCAAUUGCAUAUAUCAUAGUUUACGUAAGGCAUUGAUGUGGUAGUAUAUAAAGAUACGAGGGCAAGUCAAAAUAAGUUUUGACAAAAUGGUCCACAAUGAGCAAACGCAGCAUCCAUCUUGCCGAUAGUUUUUUCAUACUCAAUUAUUCGUGCAAAAUUGAAAUCACUGUGCCAUGUGGUAUGCCUGUGGCCUUACAAGCUCGCGCACUUUCACUCAUCAAUCAGUCAAAACAAUAUCGUGGACUUUAUCGAUGAUUUCUGACGUAGCAAUUGAUUGAUGCGUUUAGUUCCUAUAAUAAGAGUUAGGAUAAAUCGCCGCCAUUAAUAGCCAAAUACUACAGAGACUACAUAUAGAAAAUAUACAGAAUACGAUAUAGAAAAUAUGACACAUCAAACAUGUAUAGUCGAGUUCAAUUAAAUGAGCAUGGUAUGGUUAGAAGUAACAAUCUUUAACAAAUCUUGUGUAAACGUUAUACUGCCAGCGCUAGUUAAUGACGAAAACAUAAAGAAUAACAUCAAAUACAUAAUUUUUUGCAAUUUGCUUGUAACUCGCAGUUGUGUUGGCUAUUGCUCAUUUGAAACUUGCGGCUGGCUAUUACAUAUAGCGGAUUUCGGCAAUCAAUCAAAAAUCAUUAUCUCGGUAGUUAACUCUUAUUAUAGUAUCUCUAAAUGUGCUGGAAAAACAGUGAUCUCUCUGUCAUCUUUGACUUUGUCAUCAGAGUUCGGGCUUCACUUUAGGAUUCCCUUAAAUAUCAUAAACGCGAUAUAUCGCAUCGCGAUUUUUACAUGUGUAUACAUUUGUUCAACUACGUUUUUAUCAUAUUAAAGAUCUUUGAUAAAUUCAGAGCAGUGAAAGCUGACCAAAUAAUAAAAAAAUAUUAAUUGUUAGAACACAGUAAAUAUAAAAUUUGU
Messenger RNA from Acromyrmex echinatior (Panamanian leafcutter ant), 3229 nucleotides. RefSeq names its product frizzled-10-B. Lineage: Eukaryota; Metazoa; Arthropoda; Insecta; Hymenoptera; Formicidae. Gene Ontology annotation, cellular component: membrane. Gene Ontology annotation, biological process: canonical Wnt signaling pathway; non-canonical Wnt signaling pathway. The record is from RefSeq and is a predicted model, not a curated record. Gene Ontology annotation, molecular function: transmembrane signaling receptor activity; Wnt-protein binding.